This is a messenger RNA of Cryptotermes secundus, 2323 nucleotides long. RefSeq lists its product as uncharacterized. The transcript is spliced from 5 exons. The coding region runs from base 196 to 2256 and encodes 686 amino acids. NCBI's taxonomy places the organism in Eukaryota, Metazoa, Arthropoda, Insecta, Blattodea, Kalotermitidae. The record is from RefSeq and is a predicted model, not a curated record.
UACAAACUGUGAUGGUUGCGAGUUAAGGGUAACGAGACGCGUGGGUACAAUCUGAAACCUUUCACAGCGUCCGUGGCGGCAAUUACACGAACUAAACAACGUUAACAAUGGAAACUACAAACAAAUGAACAUCACCACAUCAAAUACGUGUUAAACUCAUAUUUGACGUGAAUGGUGCGACGCUGAGGCCAGACCAUGCACCAGGGAGCUUUCAUGGGCGCCAACUGGACGGUGCGCCGGAAACUGUCAGUUGCCCCACAUCCCAGGCGCGGGUACCAGCCCCACGGGGCACACUGGAAUGUGCAGGUGGUGAGAGGCAAAGUGACCACGCGAUGUCUGUGGAACGCCUGCAAGGCCUUAACUCUCGGCCUGCUGCUCCUUCUGCUGGGAUGCGCCAUGGCUACAGUCGGGUAUUAUGCAGAUCAGCUGUCAGUGGCGCAGGAAGUGAGGGGCAAUCAAACGGUCCGAGUGAAGAACGAGAGCAGGGGCUUCCACCUCAACAAUUUGUCCUACGCUGGUCCCAUCGUCAUGGGCGUGGGAGGUUUCAUCGUUGUCGCCGCGUGUGUCAUGACGUUUGAAGCACGGGACAGCGCAGCGAAAGUAGUUCCUGCGAGGUUCAAAUUCAACAACACGAUAAAAGCGAGUCCUCUUUCGAAGAAACAGAUGUCGGAAAGGUCAGACAGCCGUCGCAGCACCAGCUGCCAGACCAAGUGGGACAAUCACAUGGGUUUGUUCCGCGUAUCCAGCAAUAAAACCGGGAGUGUACGUGGUGACACCGGAGGUACCUCCCCAUGUAGUAGCGAAGUCAUGAACAGGCGUGCUCUUACAGCCACAUUUGUCCAGUUCUCAAGAGCGCUACAAAACCGACAGCCAUCAACAGAUUCUGGCUCUUCGCGGCUCUGUGCUCAACCAAUAACAAACGGGAUCACUAAAAGUCCCUCCGCACCAAACCUCUCUGCAGACAACAGUCCACAUUCUCCAAACCAAAACCAAACACUGAUGAAACCACAAACUGUAAACCCGUCACCAAAAUCAAGGUCCCGAAUUACUGGGAAUUCUCUUCACCCUACCGGCGGAGGUUGUGCCCUGCUGAGCCCUUAUCUCCUCCAGAGGCAAGCCCUGUCGAUGGACAACCCAACUUACGGCCCAUGCGCGUACUACUCAUCCCCACCUUUGCUACGUCGGCAAGGCAGUGGUCGCAGUACAAGAAGUGGAGGAAAUAUGAGUACCGGAAGUCGUGAAUCACUUGAACUUGGCGCAAGCGCAGGAGCAAAUUGCUCUCAUCAUGGCUCUCAAGCAUCGAUGGCAAUGGACUUACAUCUUCCAAAUGACUGCCCAGUAACACUAAAGGUUACGGACCAAUCGAGAAAAUCAGAAACGGCAAAAAGACACUUGUUCGUAAGACAAAAGCCGGUUGAAGAAGACUUUCAUGAGUUUUUACCAUGUAGUGGUUUAGAUUUUAGACGCGAAUCACAUUCAUGUAGUCCGAGGUUAGGUGGAAUUCAUGUAAGGACACAUGCAGAGGAUAUAAAAGUUCCACGUCCGAGGUCAAGGGCGAAUACUGGCGAAUCAAGGCAUAACAAGCAGUCGCGAGGUAGGCGAGCGUCUGCUACAUAUUCGAGAUCAAGCACAGAUGAGACAAAGUCGCCUCAUCCCAGGUCAAGAUCAAACACAGGUGAAUCUAUGAGAAGUUACCAGCGCAGAGAGUCCAGCGCUGUUCAUCCCAAACAUUACUAUGCAAGAUCCAACACUGAAGAUCCCAGGUCACGAAGAAGUUCAACGUCUGACUUCACCAGCAGACGUCAUCGAGAAUCAAACUCAGUUCCAUUCUUCACUAGAUCAAAUACUGCAACAAGAGAUGAAUAUAAGAGGCUUCACUACCGAAAACACUCGCCCAGCAGAUCACCAUUUUCAAUAUCAAGAUCCAACACAGAAGACUCGACAGCGCAUCAACAUGAAGAUGUUUUUCAGGAUAUAGAAAUGUCAAUAGUCAGGGGAAAGCUUCAUGAAGAGGACACCAGCUUACAUGACCUUUUAAGAAUCAGCGAAUUAGAACGUCAGAAUAAACAGAAAUGUUAUGAAAGCAAUGACGCAGUAUCAGAAAAUGAUAAACAGAAAAUAAAGUCACAUCAGUCAAGCAGUGAUUCAACAGUACAAUAUGGCGGCAACGCAGCUGCUUUAUCAGAUGUCAGUAAACGUGCCUCAGAGCUCGAUUUAGUCAUUGAAAUUGAUAAUGGUGAAACAUCACAUAUUUAAAAUAAUAUUAACGGUUGUGUAAAUGCAAAUUUAAACAAAUACAAAACGGUUUCCGCAAUGAAAUUCA